UGAAAAACUCUGUACCGUUUGAAAUAUCCACUGUGCUCUCCGCAAUCAACGAUAUCGAAGCAGAGCAAAGCAGAGAGGCGGAGGUAAUCGGUAGGGUUAGGGUCUGGCUCCAAUCUCGGCGCCGCCUGGUGAUGGUUGCGGCCUUGCGGGCUUCGGGAAUGGCGUGAGGGGUGUGCCUUGGGGACGGAUCGGGCCUCUCGUGUAAACGCCCCCCUCCCCCUUUCGUUCUCUUGGCUUCUCCUCUUCUCCUCUCUCCUCUUGCCCGCUGGCCGAGGCCUUUUGUUGCUACUCCUUGUCGAGAAGAGCCAGAGGGAAGGAAGAGUGAAGCCGGUGGAUCGUUGUUUUCGCUCUAGUUGUGGAUUCGGCGAUCGUGAUUGUGGCAGGCAUUCCGACUUCUCUUUUAAAGGAAAGGUUGCAUAGCAGAUGACUGGUUGGAUGAUGGUAUCUUCUUCCCCCACAGGCUGUGGAGUGAUUUAAGUUACACUUUAUAGCCAUCUUUGACACUUAAAGCCGCGUCAGGAAUGACUUCUCUCUGUCAGGCAAAUCUCCUUUGGCAGUUUACAACAGUCUAGAAGAGCUCCUGUAUAGGGCAAAUCUCCUUUGGCAUUGAUUAUCCAGGAUAAAUACUAGUUUGGGCAAAAACGUCCAUUAUAAGCAAACUAGCUAUUCUGGAAUAUUGUUUGUGGUCAAUAUAUGUGGCAUAUUCUGCUUUGUUGUGCAAAUCUCCUUUGGAAGGGAAGAAGCUUGUGAAACUUUUUCUUUUUCCAGGCAAAUCUCCUUUGGAAAGAAGGGCAAAUCUCCUUUGGCAACUUAGACAUGAAUCCUCUAUCAAGGGCACAUCUCCUUUGGCAGUGACAGAAUCAGAUACAGGUCAAACUCCUGCAUCUUUUAUCUGGGCAAUUCUCCUUUGGCAUCAAGUUCGCAAGCUUAUCAAAAAUAACAGCAUAUUGGUGAUAAAAAACCAGUUGCUGUUUUGUACUAUCAGUUUACUUAUUGUGAUAUCGUAAAUUUGAAGAAGUAAAUUUGACCAUAAAAUUUUCUGUGCUGUAUAAGUGGCUUCCUAUUUGUCUCCGCUUAUCAAUUUGACUCGUCAAAACAAAACUUAGAGGAAUUUAAAAGAUGGAUAUGCUAGAUAUUGACUCAGAAAGUGAGACCUACACAGAUACCAGUGACAGCGAGGACCAAGAGGACACUGAAUCUGCAUAUCGUAGGCAUGCUCAGAGCAUCCUGUCAAGUCUGGAUGAGAGCAUUGGAAAAAUUGAUGACUUUCUUGCAUUCGAAAGAAGCUAUGUACAUGGUGACAUUGUCUGUUCCAUCGCAGAUCCCUCAGGUCAGUUAGGCCGGGUCAUGGAUGUUGAUAUGAUCGUAGAUUUGGAGACGAUUUCUGGUGAACUGAUAAAAGAUAUGAACAGCAAGAAGCUUCUUAGGGUCAGGUCCUUUGCACCUGGAGACUACGUGGUUCAUGGGUCAUGGCUUGGAAGGGUGGAGAGAGUAGUUGAUUUGGUUACAAUUUUGUUUGACGACGGGGCACAGUGUGAGAUAUUGAUGAAAGACACAGAAAUUUUAACACCUCUUUCUCCUGACAUCUUCGAAGAUACACCAUACCCAAAUUAUCCAGGUCAGCGUGUAAGGUUUAAUGUUCCGACAAUUUCCAAAUCUGCUAGAUGGUUGUGUGGCUCAUGGAAGGUGAGUCGAGAUGAAGGUACUGUUUACCAUGUGGAGGUAGGAUCAGUGCAUGUUAAAUGGAUUGCUUCUGUCAUGAACGCUUGGGGCAUCCAUUCAUCAACUCCUCCUCAUUACCAAGAUCCAACAAACCUUACUUUGCUGUCCUGUUUUGCAUGUGCUAAUUGGCAACUUGGUGAUUGUUGUAAACUUCCAGUUGAUUACUUUCAUGACACACAGAUGACUACUGAAAAGUCUGCACCUCUGAAUGCUGCCCCAAAUAACCUUACCAAAAUGCAGAAGGAAUUAGGUGUAAAUGGUCAAGACUUUAAGCAGAUGUAUGUCAUUGCAAAGACCAAGAGCAAGGUUGAUGUCCUGUGGCAAAAUGGCGAGCACUCAUUCGGUAUAGACCCACAAACCUUAUUCCCAGUGAACAAUCUUGGGGAUCAUGAUUUUUGGCCAGAACAGUUUGUGUUGGAGAAGAUCACAUCAGAGGAUGUACAUGUUCCAGGAAUUCAACGCCUUGGGAUUGUGAAAAAUGUGGAUGCACAUGAACGAACUGUGAAUGUGAAAUGGAUAGCCCCUGAAGUUAAACAGGCUGUUGAUUUUAGAUGUGCAUCUAGUGUGGAGAUGGUUAGUGCUUAUGAACUGGUUGAAAAUCCUGACAUGUCCUUUUGCAUUGGUGACAUUGUGUUUAGACAUAUUCCAUGUUUUGAUUAUAUGGAAAAUAAUCUCGAGGUCCAUAGUUUUGGGCAGAGACAAAGGCAUAAUCUACCUGAGCAAGCACUAAACAGUACACUUGCAGGAGCAGAUGCUCUUCAAAAGAAGCACAUUGGUGAAACUCAUGAAGAAUAUUUUCAAGGUUAUUUAUCUUGUAUAGGCAAUGUCAUUGGUUACAAGGAUGAAGGUAUUCAAGUAAGAUGGGCUAGUGGUAUUAUAUCCAAGGUUCGGCCUAUUGAAAUAUUUGGAUUGGAUAGGCUUCUUGAUCCUGCUUCAACAUCGUCAUCUCUUGAGGAAUCUGUUCCCCCAGAUGUCAGUAAAGAAAUUGCUGAGCAAGAGAAACAAUUAUUGCAUAAGAAAGAAAAGAAGAUUGUAAACAAUGCCAGUGAAGAUCGCAUAAAAGAUGUGUGGAAAACUACUGCUUUUUUGUUUCCUCGAGCAGCUUUUGGAUUCCUAACAAAUGUUGCUACAAGUCUAUUUGGCUCUCGUGGUUCCACUUCUUUGUCUGGCUCAAAAGGAGAUGCUAAGUAUGAGAUUCUGAAGACAGAAGAACUUCAAUUGGAUCUGGAAGACUUAGAUCCAGUAAGUUUGAAGCGGCCAGUAGAAGAAGCUAAACAAAGUGAACAACCAACAUUUUUACCAGGCAAUGACAUACCAGGAAACUUCAAACAAUUUGAUAUUGUUGAUGAUUAUUCAGAUCAUCAUUUUCUGAAUGGUAUUGGCAGUGGCUUUGUAUCAUCCCAGGGAACAAGAGGUUGGUUGAAGAAGAUUCAAAAAGAAUGGAGCAUCCUAAAGCAAGAUCUACCAGAUAGUAUUUAUGUUAGAGUUUAUGAGGAAAGAAUGGAUCUCUUGAGGGCAUCAAUUGUUGGAGCACCUGGAACUCCCUACCAUGAUGGCCUCUUCUUCUUUGAUAUCUUCUUUCCUCCUGAUUAUCCUCAUGAACCACCUCUGGUUCACUACAGAUCUGGUGGGCUUCGGUUGAACCCAAACUUAUAUGAGUCGGGAAAGGUCUGUCUAAGCCUUCUCAAGACAUGGAUGGGUACUGGUACUGAAGUCUGGAAUCCUGAAAGCUCCACCAUUCUUCAAGUCCUGCUGUCCAUUCAGGCCCUUGUUCUCAAUGAGAAACCAUAUUUCAAUGAGGCCGGAUAUGACAAACAGAUGGGUAGAGCUGAGGGUGAGAAGAAUUCCAUCACGUAUAACGAGAAUGCGUAUAUAUUGUCAUGCAAGUCGAUGUUAUACCUCUUGCAGAAGCCGCCUAAGCAUUUCGAGGCACUUCUGGAAGAGCAUUUUACUCGUAGGUCUCAUCAUAUUCUUGUUGCCUGCAAAGCUUAUUUCGAUGGUGCCCAGGUUGGACAUGCUUACAAAUGUGGAAAGGUGGCAGAUGAAGGUCAUAAGCACUGUUCCCAUGGUUUCAAGAUCAUGCUUGCAAAGCUUUACCCAAAGCUUGUAGCAGCCUUCAUGGAAAGGGGGAUUGAUUGCAGUCAGUUUCUCGACAAAGUUGAUCAAUAUCCUGGUACAAAUUAAGACUUGUACUGAUAUAUCUAAAACUAGUGUGUACUUAACUAUGACUGCUAAUGUGUUGCCGAAGAGACAUCAAAAUAAUAUUUGUCAACAUAUCUGUAACUACAUGGGUUUGCUAUGUAUUUAUGAUGCUAUACACUGAAUUCUAUAUUGAGUGUGAUACUGGGGUUACCAGUUUGUAACUGCAAGUAGGAGCAUUUGUGUUUGUUGGUCUGAAACUGUUGAUUGAAUUUUAUUUCCGGAAUGAUA
Messenger RNA from Phoenix dactylifera (date palm), 4152 nucleotides. RefSeq names its product putative ubiquitin-conjugating enzyme E2 24. Gene Ontology annotation, molecular function: ubiquitin conjugating enzyme activity. Lineage: Eukaryota; Viridiplantae; Streptophyta; Magnoliopsida; Arecales; Arecaceae. The record is from RefSeq and is a predicted model, not a curated record.